UGGUACUUGGUAACAACCGUUUUCCAAACCAAAACAGAGCGAGUGUCAUCAGCUUGGUCUUCCUUGUAUUUUUCUCCCCCGCGUUUCACCCUUUUUGAAGCGAAGUAUAAUUUGACAUACAGGCACGUUUUCGAGUGUGUUUAUCACAUGAUUCUACGUAAACGUAUUACUUGAGAGUUGUUCAGGCGUUCAACGUGUAAAAAAUUCAUACAAGUCUUCACAGUUGCAAUCAGAUAUAAGCUUAAGUAUAAACUUUUUCUGUGAUGAUGGCGGCUGUAAACCGGAAAAUUCAUAACACGAACUGAACAUGGAAGACUCACCAAACGCAGAGCAGACUAUGACAGUUGCUGUCAAUAAGGGAUUAGAAACCGAGACAGAAAACAUCAACGGGAGGUCUUCAACUUCUGGUGAUGGGAGUAACAAAGAUAAAAAGAAAGAAAGUGCAAAAGAGGAGAAAAAGGAGAAAAUCGUUCAAGUUCCUCUUACGCAACUGUUCCGGUAUGCUGGUGGAACAGACAAAUUUCUCCUUAUCAUUGGUAUAUUUGGAGCUAUUGCACAUGGAAUUGCAGCACCAAUCCAGUUCAUCAUUUUUGGUGCUCUGAUUGAUAGCUUGGUGAAUUUUGAGAAAGGAACAGUCUCAGACCUAAAUGACAAAAUGAUAGAAUUGGCUCUUUACUAUGUGUAUUUAGCUGUUGGCACACUAUUUGUGGCGUACCUACAAUCAGGAAUGUUUACAUAUACUGCAGUCUUACAAGCUAAGAAGAUUCAAUGCAACUUUUUCCGUGCUGUGCUGCGUCAGGAUAUUGGAUGGUUUGACACUUAUGACUUGGGAGAGUUAAACAACAGGCUAACAGAGGAUGUGCGCAAAGUGAAGGAGGGGCUUGGCCACAAGGUUGGCCUUGCAAUCCAGUACACCGUCACCUUCAUUGCAUCGUUUGUCAUUGGUUUUGUGUACAGCUGGAAGCUUACAUUGGUCAUGAUGUCCCUGACCCCACUCAUGGUGAUUGCUGGAAUGAUCAUUGGAAAGGUAAUGACUGUCUUUACAAACAAAGAGCUAAAUGCAUAUGCCAAGGCAGGAGCAGUAGCUGAGGAAGUUCUCUCAUCUAUACGCACAGUGGCAGCAUUUGGUGGAGAAGGGAAGGAGUACAUCAGAUAUGACUCCUUUCUUGAUGAAGCCAGGUCAUUUGGGACCAGAAAAGGUCUAGCAUCUGGCCUCGGUUUUGGCUUUUUCUACAUCAUCAUGUUUGGCAGUUAUGCAUUGGCAUUUUGGUAUGGUGGUGCAGUUCUUGUUGUAGAUGGUAAUCUUAAUAGUGGUGAUUUGUUUGUGGUAUUCUUUGCUGUAAUGAUUGGUGCCACCCAGCUUGGACAGGCAGGACCAAACAUUGAGGCUAUAGCCACUGCCAGGGGUGCAGCACAUGAGCUCUUUGCUAUCAUCGAUAGAGUUCCACCCAUUGACAGCAGCUCUGAGGCGGGAGCCAAGCCUGGUAAUGUGACGGGUGAUGUCACAUUUAAUGAUAUUCAUUUCUACUACCCUUCUCGAAAUGAGGUCAAGGUGCUGAAUGGUUUGAGUCUGACUGUGAGAAGUGGUCAGACUGUUGCACUGGUUGGCGAGAGUGGCUGUGGCAAAAGCACUGUUAUCAAGCUUAUUCAGCGAUUCUAUGACCCAGAAAAUGGAUCUGUCUGCUUGGACGGUACAGAUAUCCGGUCACUUAACCUGCAUUGGCUGAGACAGCGCAUCGGAGUAGUCAGUCAGGAGCCUGCCCUAUUUGCGACUACUAUUGCAGAGAACAUUCGCUAUGGUCAGGACGGUGUCACUCAGGCAGAAAUAGAACAAGCAGCGAAAAUGGCUAACGCCCACGACUUCAUCACUAAACUACCAAAGGGUUACGAGACAGUGGUUGGUGAGCAAGGAUCUCAGCUCAGUGGGGGACAGAAACAGCGUGUAGCCAUUGCACGUGCCUUGGUGCGCAAUCCCCGCAUCUUGAUCCUAGAUGAGGCAACUUCAGCCCUGGACACUGAGAGUGAGCGGGUAGUCCAGGCAGCAUUAGACAAGGCGCGUGAGGGUCGUACUACCCUGGUGAUCGCCCAUCGCUUAUCCACUGUGCGGAAUGCAGACAUGAUCGCUGCCAUUCAUAAUGGGGUGGUGGUGGAGACGGGCUCCCAUGCCGAGUUGAUGGCCACUGAUGGCGUCUACCGACAACUUGUCACCUUACAGGCAUUUGAAGAAGAGGGAGACGAGGCUGCAGAAGACGUUGAUGAUGUUAAAACCAAAGAGACCACUGCAGCGAUCAAGUUUGUGCGCAGUAUGUCCAUCAAUAGCGAUGAUACGCCGAGUCAUCUCGACCGCAGAGUAUCCCUUCGAGCGUCUCAAAGGAUUUCUUCUGCACUGCGCCGGACUACUAGCCACGGUGAGAAGGGAAAAGAGAAGAUUGUAGAGGAAGAAGUGGAGCCAGCACCCUUCUUACGCAUCCUGAAACUAAACUCUCCAGAGUGGGUUUUCAUCGCGAUUGGUGCCCUGUCCGCCAUGGCAAAUGGAUUCCUGCCUCUCGGAUUCGCGCUUUGUCUCGGUGAAAUACUUACCGUAUUCACCAUAACCGACCAGAAGGACAAGGCGAAGGAAGAAGCGACAUUUUGGGCGCUAAUGUUUCUGGCAAUGGGAGGAAUCAGUUUUUUUACUCAGCUUUUUCAGAAUUACAUGUUUGCAUUGUCUGGCGAAGCGCUUACUGUUAGGCUUAGGCGCAUGUCCUUGAAAGCAUUACUGCGUCAGGAGAUAGCCUUCUUUGACGACCCGUUGCAUUCUACAGGGGCUCUCACGACAGCGCUGGCGACCCAUACGUCUGAUGUCAAAGGGGCUGCCGGCUCUCGUUUAGGGACCAUCGCAACUGGCAUCUCAACAGUUAUAGCUUCCGCUAUCUACGCCUUCAUCAACGGCUGGAAGCUGACUCUCGUUGUGAUCGCCUUUGUACCAUUUCUUGCUAUCGGUGGCGUUCUAGAGAUCAAGGGGUACACUGGAGAUACUGGAGGUCAAAACGACUACAUAGAGUCGGGGAAGGUUGCUGUAGAAGCUUUUGAGAACGUGCGAACGAUCGCUAUACUGGGAAGGGAGAAAACAUUCUUCGAAAGAUACGCCCAGACACUAGUCAGGCCUCAUAGGGCUGCCGUCGUCCGUGCACAUUUAUUUGGUGCCGGGUAUGGCGUGACGGAAGCGAUCAUGUACUUCUGUUUCGCCGCGUGUUUCCGGUACGGUGCACAUCUGAUGGUCGAAAAAGAGAUGACCAUGGAGGAAGUUAUGAAGGUGGUCAUGUGCAUCAUGAUUGCCGGAAUGGUUGCUGGAGAGCUUUUCGCCUUCUCGCCUGACUAUCUCAAGGCCAAAGUGGCAGGUGCCAGGAUCUUCAAGCUUGUUGACCGCAUCCCAGUCAUUGAUAGCGCAUCCGACGAGGGCCUUACCCCUUCCACAGUUCAGGGAACAUUGCAAAUGAGAAGUCUUCGGUUCCGAUACCCUGCCCGCCCAGACGUGAAGGUGCUGCGUGGCUUAAGCCUGGAGGUGAAGCAAGGACAGACGCUAGCUCUUGUCGGUCCCAGUGGCUGUGGAAAGAGCACGACCGUCUCGCUGUUAGAGCGCUUUUAUGAUCCCGAGGAGGGCAAAGUGGCUGUUGAUAAUAGGGACGUUCGCCAGCUGAACAUCAAGUGGCUUCGCUCCAAAAUCGGCAUUGUGUCGCAAGAACCGGUCCUGUUCGGGUACAGCAUCGCGCAGAACAUCGCGUAUGGAGAUAACAGCCGUGAGGUAUCCAUGAAGGAGAUAGAGACUGCAGCCAGGGCCGCCAAUAUUCACGACUUUAUCAGUGGACUGCCUAAGGGCUACGAGACAGAAGUUGGAGACAAAGGCACACUGCUCUCUGGUGGUCAAAAACAGAGAAUCGCUAUUGCGCGUGCGCUGGUCAAGAACCCGCCUAUACUACUUCUGGACGAAGCCACAUCAGCACUGGACACUGAAAGCGAGAAGGUUGUCCAGGACGCCUUGGACGCUGCUAGUGAGGGUCGUACAGUGAUCAUGAUCGCACAUCGCCUCUCCACCGUCAAGAAUGCAGACGUGAUCUGUGUCAUUGACCAUGGGCGCGUAGCAGAGCAUGGCACACACCAGGAGUUGAUGGCCAUGAACGGAAUAUACACCGGGCUAGUUACUGCACAGAUGGUCACUACAGAAAAUCCCGCGUGAUAUAUGACUAUACUAAGCCGAGCUCAUCUGCAGACAGUAACAAGAGUAAACUUGUUAGCCGUUUUAAUCCUCAAUUUUACGCAGGUUUUUAAUGUAUUUAAGUAUUUGUAAAUAUAUUUAUACUUUAAGUAAUCCAAUAACACUACAUAGAACAUUUCCCAGAACUUCUCAUAUUAUUCACCAUUAAGUCUACUUUCUGAGAACUACAGUAUACGUUGUUUUGAGCAAUAUUUAAAUAUUUUUAAGUGUAAAUGUUUGUAGAUAUAUUUUUCAAGAUAUGUAUAAGCUAUUUAAAACAGUUAUGAAACUGAUGUACUCAAAAUUUUCUUUUAAGUAUUUAAAAUAUUUUAUUUAUAUUUUAAGUAAACGUUUCAUUUUGUUUAUAAUGAGUAUAAGUAUGAGUGCUGACUACUCAUUAGUAGUUCAGCUUCAGGGAUGUGUAAUUAAAUUGUUGUGAAUAAAAUGCUAGUGUGCUUUAA
Messenger RNA from Nematostella vectensis (starlet sea anemone), 4695 nucleotides. Its product is annotated as ATP-dependent translocase ABCB1. Gene Ontology annotation, cellular component: membrane. Gene Ontology annotation, biological process: transmembrane transport. Bases 308 to 4216 code for a protein of 1302 amino acids. The record is from RefSeq and is a predicted model, not a curated record. NCBI's taxonomy places the organism in Eukaryota, Metazoa, Cnidaria, Anthozoa, Actiniaria, Edwardsiidae. Gene Ontology annotation, molecular function: ATP hydrolysis activity; ABC-type transporter activity; ATP binding. The transcript has 27 exons.